Messenger RNA from Ceratitis capitata (Mediterranean fruit fly), 1248 nucleotides. RefSeq lists its product as uncharacterized. The record is from RefSeq and is a predicted model, not a curated record. NCBI's taxonomy places the organism in Eukaryota, Metazoa, Arthropoda, Insecta, Diptera, Tephritidae. Gene Ontology annotation, molecular function: chitin binding. The transcript has 2 exons. The coding region runs from base 214 to 1221 and encodes 335 amino acids. Gene Ontology annotation, cellular component: extracellular region.
GUAGCAUACAAAUGUGGUACAAGCAGGAAGAUAACAAAACACCGAAGCUACCAUGCCACUUGGGUUAUCUGAUAAAUGAAGUUUAGUGAUUUUUUAAUAUUCGCAGAGUGAGCAAGCAAUUUUCGGCAUUGAUGAGAAAGGGCCACACAUUUUUCGAAAAUUUUAUUUCAAUACCACAAAAGAACAGUCGGAGAAGAAAAAUUCAAACUUGCAAUGGUAUUUAAUAUACGGAAGCUGUAUGUAAUUCAAAUUGUCUGCACCGUUCAUUUUGUUGCAACGGUGCGUGGCAAAAACUAUCGAGAAUGCCUUGGCAUUGAUAAAGUACAAAAAUAUGUUGCCAGCCGGGACAAUUGUGCGAAAUACAUUUAUUGUGACGGCAACAAUUCCUUCGAAGGUGAGUGUUUGGAUGACAACUAUUUCAAUGAGAAAGAAGGUAAAUGCGAUGAUCGUGCAGCGGUUGUAUGUAGAGUGGGUCAGCAGUUGAUGGUGGACGAUAGUGGUGGCGCAGCGCAAAGUAACCAGCUCAGCUCGCAAUGGAAUUACGGCAGUCAAAUCAAUAACAUCGGCGGUCCUUUGGAUGGUUGGCGUCUCGAUGGCACUUACUAUAAUACGAACAUCGGCAGUGGUCAGCAGAAUGUGCUAAGCAAUUGGAAUGUUAUUGUGAGUCAAAUGUCCACACAGCUGCAGCCAAAACAAGAACAAUUAGAUCUUACACAACUUGGCAUGGGUGGUGUUGUUGGCAAUGAAGUUGUAGCGGGUGUGGCACAAAAUGCCAUUGAUAUGGGUUACACUGGCACCACAACAGCAGUCGCCGAGCCGCCAUUGUGUCCGAUACGCUAUGGGCUGCCUAAUGUUUUCUACCUGCCGAACCGGCAGUCGUGCUCAGCUUAUUAUGCAUGUUAUAACGGUAUAGCCAUACCGAUGGUUUGUCCACGCCAAAGUUAUUUCAACCUGGAGAUGGCGCGGUGUGAACAACAAAACAAUAUAUACUGUCCGUAUGAUCGUCCAGUGCGCUUGAUUUGUAAUCGUGGCGUUUACGAUUAUAUACCAAAUCCGCGAAAAUGUGGUUACUACUAUUUCUGCUCCAACGGCUAUUUGAUGAUUUUCCAGUGUCCGAAUCAUUAUUUAUGGCAUUACGAGCGACGCACUUGUGUACAUCAUUCGGAAGCAAAGUGUUUUUCCAGCGCCAUUGCAGAAACGAUGCUCAGUCGAAUGUCGUAAACAAAUUAAAUAUGUAAUUAAUAAAUA